UAAAAUCAUCCAACUCAAUUCAUUUCUCUUCUCAGAAACUCAUCACUUUGCUUUUGCAGUGCCAGCUAAGUCUCUUUUGUUGAGUUUGUUAUUGAGUUUGUUAUUGUUGUAAAAUCAGUUACCGAUCCGAUCAUGGCAGAGGAAAGCCAGAACAAGUACGAGACCCCUCAGAGCAGUGAGGUGGAGGUCCAGGAUCGUGGAGUUUUUGACUUUCUCGGUAAGAAAAAGGAAGAAGAGAAGCAUCAGGAAGAGGUGAUCGUCACCGAGUUUGAAAAGGUCACAGUGUCAGAGGAGAAGAAGGAAGAAGAAGAAGGAGAGAAGAAGCACAGCCUCUUAGAAAAGCUUCACCGAUCUGACAGCAGCUCCAGCUCUUCAAGUGAGGAGGAAGGAGAAGAUGGAGAGAAAAAGAAGAAGAAGAAGAAGGAAAAGAAGAAAAUCGAGGAGGACACAAGUGUUCCAGUUGAGAAAGUCGAGGUUGUUGAAACUGAGGAAAAGAAGGGAUUCCUGGACAAGAUUAAGGAGAAGCUACCAGGGCACAAGAAGACCGAGGAGGUUGCUUCUCCUCCACCACCACCACCACCUGCGGCGACCUCAUCGGAACACGGUGAGGGUGGUCAUCAUGAAGGAGAAGGAAAGGAGAAGAAAGGUAUAUUGGAGAAGAUAAAGGAGAAGCUUCCUGGUUACCACUCGAAGACAGAGGAGGAGAAAGAAAAGGAGAGUGGUGGUCACUGAGAUUGAGACAAAGGCUUCUUUGUUGUUGGGUUUGUUGGAGAUGAUUGUGGUGUGCUUUGUUUUCCUUUCAUCAUAUCAAAGCCUUGUGGGGUUUCUUAUCUUUCGUGUUUCUUCAUGCAUACUUUACUUUUUAUUAUUGUGUAUGUAUCUAUCUAUCUUGCAUAUACAAAAAGCUCGUUUAGGUUUC
Molecule: messenger RNA, 919 nt
Organism: Vigna umbellata (rice bean)
Lineage: Eukaryota; Viridiplantae; Streptophyta; Magnoliopsida; Fabales; Fabaceae
Gene: ERD14
Product: Dehydrin family protein
Biological process (GO): response to water deprivation; response to abscisic acid; cold acclimation
Cellular component (GO): membrane; cytosol
Source: RefSeq, a predicted model, not a curated record